GACCCUGGGUCCAUGGGGUCCCCGGGGUCCGUGACCGCGGCGCUGCGCGUGGCUGAGGUGCUCGAAGCCAUCGCGAACCGCUGCGUGGGGCCCGAGGGCGGGCUAGUCUUGUGUACGAAGCCCACCGGCGAGGUGCUGCUUAGCCGGGAUGGAGGCCGCCUCCUGGAGGCGCUGCACUUAGAGCAUCCCUUAGCCAGGAUGAUAGUGGCGUGUGUUUCCAGUCACCUUAAAAAAACAGGAGAUGGUGCUAAAACAUUUGUUAUUUUUCUUUGCCAUUUACUCAGAGGACUUGAUGCAAUCAGAGAAAAAGAUCCAUUCACUCCUGAAAAUAUUCAAACCCAUGAAAGGCACUGGAAAAACUGUAGUCAGUGGAAAUCUGUUUCCCAGGCUCUUCUAACGUUUCAGACACAAAUACUAGACGGUAUUGUGGACCAGUAUUUAAGCAGGCACUAUUUGUCUGUCUUUUCUUCAUCUGCUAAAGGAAGAACACUGCGCAGGUGCUCUUUAGAGUCACUCCUAGAAGCAUAUUUUUGUGGACGAGUGGGACGAAACAAUUGCAGAUUCAUUUCACAGUUGACGUGUGACUACGUUCUCGAGAGCAUGGCGUGUGAAAGUGGGAUCGAAGUGUUUGAGUUGAUGGACAGCUGUUUUUUCGAGCUGAAUGUUGGUGUCGCAGGCCUUCCUGUUUCCGCUUCCAGAAUCGUGGACGGCCUUGUGCUUCACCGAGACUUCUCUGUGUAUUGCCCAGCAGAUGGUGACAUUAGGAUGGUGAUGGUCACAGAAGCCCUCCAGCCUCUGUUGUCAUCGUCCAAAUCAGAGUUGAUGCUAAAUUCGGAAGCGCAGUUUCAGGCGUCUCAGUGUUGGAUCGUGGAGAGGACAGAGGCAGUAAUGAAACAUUUGCAAAGUCAGAAUAUAAAACUGCUCCUGUCCAGUGUGAAGCAGCCAGACCUGGUUGUUUACUGCGCAAGACUACAUAGCAUAUCCGUGGUGGAGUGCUUAUCGGCCCAAGAGGUUUCUCUCAUCCAGAGGAUCGCCGGCCUUCCUCCUUGUGUUCCGCCACGGGUCACUUCACAGGGUGAGAUUUUGCAUACGACUUCGGUGAGAUUUUGUAAACCCCUCAUCCUUAGGUCCAAAAGGUAUGUUCAUCUUGGUUUGAUGAGCACACGUGGGUUUAUACCACACAGCAUGAUCCUUUGUGGACCGGUUCCGGGUCUUGUUCAACAACAUGAGAGUGCUUUGCAGGGAGCGUUUAAGAUGCUCCGGCACUUGUUUACCGACCUUGACCUAAAUUACGUUGUACAAACCGAGGACCAGUGCGACUCCCGUCCUCUUGCGUCUAACAGUAGCAGAGAGAGUCAUCACCUACCAGAAAUGGGUAAGUAUCAAGACAUAACCGUAAAGAACAAAAAUAAAUUGGAAAACACUCAAGCGUAUUUAAAAGUAUAUUCAAAUCUGGUGGCUUCCGAUACAGAAUUAGAAAUGCCGGUGCCAUGGUCAUCACAGAAGGAGACACCGACAGAUGUGUCUCCAACAGGUGAUCUACGGAAGUGCUUGUCUGCAGAAAGAAACUGGAUGAUUGAUGGCUGUGAACUGUCGAUUGAGAAUAAUUCCACUGGAAACCCCACAGCAGAAGACACUAGAACAGAAAUUUCUCAUGAAAAUGUACAGGUCAUAAAUAAUCCUGGGAAAGGGUACACGUUGCCGGUGAUAUACAAGUCCCUGGAGGCAUGUACUUCCUGGGGUUAUUGUUCAUCAACUAUACCAGCGGGCUGUGUUCUGCCAGUGGGUGGUAGUUUCGAGAUCUUGUUGCAUUACUAUCUUCUCAACUUUGCCAAGCAGUGUCGGCAAUCAUCUGAAGCCACGGUCUGUACGUUGAUAGCUCGUGCACUUUUAGGCAUCCCUAAAAUCCUUUGCAAGCCUCAGAAGGGAAAGGCCAGCUUUCCACACACGUACAUUCGCUCUCUCCACGCACUGCAAACCGGUCAACCCGUGGUAAGUAGCCAGUCGGGACUGGAGCCAGUAGCUGGGAAGUACCAGUUACUAACUUCAGUUCUGCAGUGUUUGGCGAAAAUACUAACCAUUGAUUUAAUAAUCAAUAUUAAGAGACAACCUCAGAAAACUAGUGAUGAAGAUUCAGAAGAUGAACUUUAACACUCCAAGUUUUUUGAUGCUCAAACUUUGAAUCGGGGGCCAGGGAGAAGGCAAACUUGAGGACCUGUGGUUAUAAUGCCCAGGGCCCACUGGCUGGAAGGAGAGAAGUGUCGAGUCUUAGGAUUGUCCUGUGUCCUAUACACACAUUCACAGAUACAAACAAUAAAUGCCAGGAAAAAAGAUUUAUUUAACUCAGAUUAAAAAUUAAAACAAACUUCUGGCUGACUUCCAAGUCAAUCCAGUUUUUAAGUACAUUGAGUCUCAGACCGUUCUAGGGAACAAAACCUGGCUAAAAAUGUCUCUCUCCUGUUAUAUACCUAUCUCAGGUCUGUGUUAGCCUAUGUCUAAGGGAAUGUGUCUGUAUAUUUCCCUUUGCUAUAUUUUUUCCACUUCAUUUCCUUGAACUUUCUGUAUUUCCCGGUCAUGUCAUCUCCCGGUGUGAAAGAAGUUGUUUCUCACCAUGAUAUAAAAUGUUAUGUUUUAUUUAAAAUAGUUUUUCUGUGGGAAAAAAUGUUGUAAAGCAAAGUCCAAGUUUCUCUGAAAGCAUUUGUGUGUCAUUUAGUUCAUUUCUGGUGAAAACGGUUGGGGGCCGGGGAGAUGGUUCAGUGGGUAACGCAUCUGCCACCUGAGCCUGGCACCCUGAGUUUGAGGGGGAGAACCAACUCCACCAAACUGCCCUCCAAGCCCCACAUGUACUCUGUGGCCCUUUUCAUGCACACGAAGAGUAAAGUUUCCAAAUCUGCA
Messenger RNA from Microtus oregoni (creeping vole), 2895 nucleotides. RefSeq names its product Bardet-Biedl syndrome 10 (gene Bbs10). The transcript is spliced from 2 exons. NCBI's taxonomy places the organism in Eukaryota, Metazoa, Chordata, Mammalia, Rodentia, Cricetidae. Gene Ontology annotation, molecular function: ATP binding. The record is from RefSeq and is a predicted model, not a curated record. The coding region runs from base 13 to 2151 and encodes 712 amino acids. Gene Ontology annotation, biological process: chaperone-mediated protein complex assembly.